AAGUAAUCCAAGGAGAUCCACUUGAGUUUUUGUUUUUUGAAAACGCGCAUUACAAAUUAAGAAAUUAAAAUGUUUGCUAUUCGUAAUCUGGUCAGAAGCAAUGUCCAAUUCGCCAAGAAUGUGACUCCAAUAAGAAACAUGAGUGUAACCGCUACUCCGGCGAGAAAUAAGGUGUCAAAUGGGGAGAUGAUCGUCUUGGCAAGCCUGAUGGUUAUUGGUUGGUCUGCCAUCCCCGCAUGGGUCCUUGUCAACAUUAAGAACUACCGCGGGAACUGAGCUUAUGUUAUCUAAAUAGUAGUGACCGAUUAAGUAAUGUUUUAAGUUAUAAGUAAAGAUGAUUACAAAUUG
Messenger RNA from Diatraea saccharalis (sugarcane borer), 348 nucleotides. The record is from the annotation of a GenBank genome assembly. Lineage: Eukaryota; Metazoa; Arthropoda; Insecta; Lepidoptera; Crambidae.